AUGUUUUCAGCGCAAUCAGGCACAGUACCUGAUACAAACCCAAUCCCUCAACAGAGCAGUGCGCAAACGCGGUGUGAAGUGGAUGAUUUUGGGCUACCCAUUCGACCAAAGAAGGAGAGAAUUAGUUCAGAAAGUUCCGAAUCCACCUCAUCAGACUUUCAGGAUGCUUCGGAAGUACCGGCUUCCAACGAUAAUACUUCGCCUCCGACGCAAGACCUUCCAGCGACGACGAAUAACCACGCCGAAAUAAACAAGGGGGAGGAUGGAUCUAAGAGGGAGGGAGCUCAGUCUGCCGGUUCUCUUGCUGGUUUAGGCGUUACUAUGGAAAGUCACGAUGGUUCCGAGUCGCAAAAUAUCACAGAAUUCGCCAUUGACGAAUCAGCAAACCAAGAGCCAUCAGCGGGUGCCAAGGAAGAAAAACGUGCCCACACCAAAAAUGAUUCGAUAGGUGCUUCAGAAUGGUCUCAUCAGAAACUCACCGAACAACACUCUGAGGAGGAAAGUGAUGGCGAGGGAGAGUGGAAGGCCAUGCCUGCCCUGGGUGAGAUGGAUCAUUAUGAUGACUACGGCAGACUAGUCGCAAAAGGUUCAAAGCUAGACGACGAUGAUUAUAUGGGUGCUAGUGCCGCUAGUCGCGGCUAUACGCGUGUGCAAUUUGAUGAAGAUACUCAUUCAGUAACCAGUAUGGACGAAGAUACGAGUUAUCUGUUCAAAGAAAACCAUGCAACCUCAGCCGGUAUUGAUGACGACACUCGCGAUCCGCUCAGUCAACUACAGGCUACAAAGGACCUCCUAAGUGAAGGUCAGCGUAUUGCCUAUGUUGGCGUUGUGCGCCUUUCUAUAUACCAGAUGACCAGUGAUGUGGAAAAGAUUCCUACAACAAAGUCUUCCAAGAAGGCCCUGCAAGAUGCCGUGGACUCCAUGAAGAAAUGGGGUCAAGGCGUAAUGAUGCGAUUGUUUGGCCAUAUGGAUAUUGACGCCGCAGAGCAAGUCAUGAUUGAACAACUUGCUGAACACGGAGUGCAAGCAGCAGAUCUUGUCGACCCUCUUAUGAAGAAUUCCCGGGUCAAGAAUCCGAUGGCUGAAGAAGGGCGCUCAGCUGCCGGGACUCCUUCACUGAACUCGCCAAGUCUUGGAAAUCAAAAACGAAAUAGUUCUUCCGCCUUAAACGGGUCACCUCCUGCUUAUGAGGAAACUCAAUCUCCUCCGCCUUACGGUGCGGAAGGUGACGAAGUGCCGGCCGUUCAGACACCUUCUCAGAUGCCCAAAUCAGCCAAUAUAGAGAUCGAUCUUCGCUGGACCGUGCUCUGUGAUUUAUUCCUUGUCCUUAUCGCAGAAGCAAACUAUGACGCUCGAUCCCGUUACUUACUUGAGAAGGUCGGGGAGGCAAUGAAGAUCUCAUGGAUGCAGAUAUGCCGGUUUGAAAAGAAAGUAAUUGAUGCACUUGAAAUGGAGCAAGCCACACAGAAAGAGACCUGGGAUGAAUCAGAGCACAUGGAACAGCGACGUAAGAAGGCACUAAAGUCGAAGUACGUGAUUAUGGGUCUGGCGACUGUUGGAGGUGGGUUAGUCAUUGGCCUGUCGGCAGGUUUAUUGGCUCCGGUUAUUGGUGCUGGUCUGGCAGCUGGUUUUACAACCAUUGGGAUAUCUGGGACUGGUGCUUUUCUGGGAGGAGCCGGUGGUACUGCACUGAUUGCUUCUGGUGCAACACUCACAGGAAGCUACUCUGGUCUGAGAGCCUCGAAUCGACGUACGGGUGCUGUGCAGACCUUUGAAUAUCGUCCGCUACAUAACAAUCAACGGGUCAAUCUUAUCGUCACUAUUUCAGGGUGGAUGACGGGUAAAGUCGAUGAUGUCCGGUUGCCUUUCAGUACGGUUGAUCCCAUCAUGGGCGAUUUGUACUCCGUUUUUUGGGAACCGGAAAUGCUUCAGAGUAUGGGUUCUACCAUCAAUAUUCUAGCGACAGAGGCUCUUACGCAGGGAUUACAGCAGGUCCUCGGUAGUACCAUCCUGACGGCGUUGAUGGGUGCUUUACAACUACCCAUCGUCCUGACCAAACUCGCUUAUCUCAUUGAUAAUCCCUGGAAUGUUUCCCUGGUUCGAGCUAAUGCUGCCGGUUUAAUUCUCGCUGACUCUAUAAUGAGUCGCAAUCUUGGAAAGAGACCUAUUACGCUCCUUGGCUUUUCUCUUGGCUCUAGGGUGAUAUUCUCAUGUCUCAAAGAACUUGCCAAGAAGGGAGCUUACGGCCUGGUCCAGAAUGUCUAUAUGUUCGGUGCCCCAAUUGUGGCCAACAAGGACGAAUAUCUGAAAGUACGGAGCGUCGUUGUCGGCAGAUUCGUGAAUGGGUACUCGUCCAAUGAUUGGAUCCUCGGCUAUCUAUUCAGGGCUACAAGUGGAGGUAUCAUGCGUGUGGCUGGUCUGGCGCCUGUUCUCGGCAUCCCGGGCAUGGAGAACUUUAAUGUUACAGACUUGGUUAGCGGGCACAUGAACUACCGUGCAGCAAUGCCCAGGUUACUACGCGAGGUUGGCUGGGAGGUGCUCAGUGAUGAGUUUGCGGAAAUCGAAGAUCCAGAUCCAGAGAAUCAUGCGGAGCGACAGAGGGAACUUAUUCGCGAGAUUGACGAAGCACGUAGGGAAGCAGAACAGAAACCGGACAAGAAAAGAUUUGGUCUCUUCAAGAAAUCAACCUUGGCGAAAAAGAAAGGAUGGGAAACAUACGACCCGGACCAGGGAGACCCUACACCUCAUCCUGAUUCACCCAAUUCAUCGUCAGGACGCGACAGCGUCCUCUUCGAUAUUGACGCUAUCAGGGCAGAGCUGGCUUCAGAACAGAUUGAAGUCAAGCAACUCGAGUCAACUUUGCCGCCGAUUACAUUGGACUUGAAUAACCAUAAUGCUGAUCGACCUGAGUUACGAGCAUCCAAAAGUGAAAACAAUGCUGCCACCUUAGCUGACAAUCUCCCAUCCACCUCAAAGAGUACACCCGAAAUGCCAUCAUUCAAUUCCCCAACAACCAAUGAUCCAGAAGCAAAACACAAAGAUUUCAUCCAUGAGCACAACGACGAGGCAGAAGAAGACAUUCAAUUGACUUUCGACACCGCAUAUCAUGAUACAUCGACACCAACAAUUCCACCACCCUUUCGUAGCGCAAACUUCGAUAAUGAAUAUAAUUAUAAGAACACUAGUAAUAACAAACUGCACGACCAAGAGGACCUCUCAUCAACGAAUCGACCGCCCCUACAUUCCGCUGCAACAAUGCCCGUCGACUUUGGACAUAACGCCUGGGCCGAAGGUACGAAUCAUGAGGAGGAUGAGAUCCAUAUGACCUUUGAAUGAGGGAGAAGAAAACACGAUAUUGAAACUUUUAUUUUCAUUGCACCUGACUGCCUUUUUGGCCUGUUACCUUGUGGCGUAAGGCGAGGAUCAAUUGAAUUUCGCUGUCAAUAAGUGCAUGUGUGGCCUUGUUAUACUUGUUGCAGUCGGUGUCGUACUAAGCUUGCAUACUAAUAUUUUGACGCUUUUCUGAUGUUUUCCUUGAUUUUGUCGGCGAAACAGCGAUUUAUCGAGCAUUAGAGAUAAGGCGUCUACUUAAUCUAAAUUUAUUUCUCUGUUA
Molecule: messenger RNA, 3613 nt
Organism: Talaromyces stipitatus ATCC 10500
Lineage: Eukaryota; Fungi; Ascomycota; Eurotiomycetes; Eurotiales; Trichocomaceae
Product: DUF726 domain protein
Exons: 2
Coding region: 1-3336 (1111 amino acids)
Source: RefSeq, a predicted model, not a curated record